Rhea pennata is the source of this 1230-nucleotide messenger RNA. Its product is annotated as probable G-protein coupled receptor. Gene Ontology annotation, cellular component: plasma membrane; endosome; signaling receptor complex. The transcript has a single exon. The record is from RefSeq and is a predicted model, not a curated record. Gene Ontology annotation, biological process: G protein-coupled receptor signaling pathway. Gene Ontology annotation, molecular function: G protein-coupled receptor activity. The coding region runs from base 1 to 1230 and encodes 409 amino acids. NCBI's taxonomy places the organism in Eukaryota, Metazoa, Chordata, Aves, Rheiformes, Rheidae.
AUGGCGAACCAAAUGGGGCUGAACACCACGCAUGGCCUAGAGCAACUCUCCAUCUUGGAGCAGUCUACCUUCCAGGAGGUGGUGGGCCUUCUCUGCAUGAUCCUGCUCACUGUCACUGCCCUAGUGGCCAACACGGUGGUGAUGAUUGUCAUUCUCAAAACUCCGCUUCUCAAGAAGUUCAUCUUUGUCUGCCAUCUCUGCCUGGUUGACCUUCUCUCUGCCAUCUUCCUUAUGCCCCUGGGGAUCAUCUCGAGCUCCUCCUGCUUCAACAGGGUGAUCUACAGCAUUGCCGAGUGCCAGACCUUGAUAUUCCUGAAUGUCUGCUUCAUCAGUGCCUCCAUUCUCACCAUCUCCAUCAUCAGUGUCGAGCGUUACUACUAUAUUGUCCACCCGAUGAGGUAUGAGGUCAAGAUGACCAUUGGACUGGCUGUGGCCGGAGUGGUCUUCAUUUGGGUCAAGUCUGCCCUCAUGACUGUCUUGGCAUUGGUGGGCUGGCCACAAGGCAACGGGGCUACCAGUGCCAGCCGGUGCACAGUCUUUUGGAGCCCAGGAGCCCAUAAGAAGGUCUUUGUGGUCAUCUUCAGCAUUGUCUGCUUCAUCUUGCCCACCAUCAUCAUCUUUGCUGUCUACUGCAGUAUCUAUCGUGUGGCCCGGAUAGCGUCCCUGCAGCAGGUGCCCAUGCCUCCACGGGCAGCUGCACCCAGGCACCGAUCAGACUCCAUUGCCAGCCAAAUGACCAUCAUCACCACCAGGAAUCUGCCACUGCCCAGGCUAGCUCCAGAGCGCUUUUUGGGAGGCAACAAGGCCAUCCUCACCUUGCUCCUCAUUGUGGGACAGUUCUUGUGCUGCUGGCUGCCCUUCUUUGCUUUCCACUUGCACUCUUCUGUCACUGCUGACACGGUGGGUGAGGGGCAUGGGGAGAUGGCAGUCACCUGGCUUGCCUACUCAUCCUUUGCCAUCAAUCCCUUUUUCUAUGGGCUGCUCAACCGACAGAUCCGGGAGGAGCUGGCAAGGCUCGGACGCAGCUGUCUCAACCGGCCACUGGGCCAGGAGCUGUGUCUCUCUGUCUCUGAGGCCUCCAUCCAGGAAAAUUUCCUGCAGUUCCUCCAGAGAGCAACUUGCACACUGGAGACCCACUCUAGCUGCAUCAGCUCCAGCCCCAGGAACAGGCUGGACCAGACCAGGACGGGCUUUCCCAUCCCGGGUCAAGUCCCCGAAGAGAGCAGCUGA